Aspergillus alliaceus is the source of this 2227-nucleotide messenger RNA. RefSeq names its product glucose-6-phosphate dehydrogenase. The transcript has 10 exons. Lineage: Eukaryota; Fungi; Ascomycota; Eurotiomycetes; Eurotiales; Aspergillaceae. Gene Ontology annotation, cellular component: cytosol. The record is from RefSeq and is a predicted model, not a curated record. Bases 311 to 1843 code for a protein of 510 amino acids. Gene Ontology annotation, molecular function: NADP binding; glucose-6-phosphate dehydrogenase activity. Gene Ontology annotation, biological process: pentose-phosphate shunt, oxidative branch; glucose metabolic process.
AUAGCAUUAAAUAAUAAUACCAUAAUACCAAAGGUAAUACAUGAAUGACCCCCGCGGCAAAUUAUAUGGACGGCGUGGAAAAGAAGGCCUCGUGCCCCACCAUCGUAAUGCAGCAGCAGCUCCAAGCCAGAGAGCCCUCUCACAGCGUUAAAAAAGUACACUGCUCCGCCGGAACUGUUGGGGAAUUUUCCAACAAAUCUCUCCUCCAUCUCUGACUCCCCUUUAUUUUUUCCCUCUCCUCUCGAAUUUAGACCUCUCUCGCUCUCUUAUAAUUUCCCUACAUUCCUUCCAUUCUCCCUCAUCCACCAUCAUGGCAAGCACAAUAGCACGUACCGAGGAGCGCCAGAACGCCGGCACGAUCGAACUCAAAGAUGACACCGCUAUCGUAGUACUAGGUGCAUCGGGAGAUCUCGCGAAGAAGAAGACGUUCCCGGCACUUUUCGGCCUUUACCGUAACAAGUUCCUCCCCAAGGGAAUCAAGAUCGUCGGCUAUGCCCGGACAAACAUGGACCACGAAGAAUAUCUGAGACGUGUGCGGUCAUAUAUCAAGACCCCUACUAAGGAAAUUGAAGAGCAGCUGGACAGCUUCUGCCAACUGUGCUCCUACGUUUCGGGUCAGUACGACAAGGAUGAUUCCUUCAAAAACCUCACUAGGCACCUCGAGGAAGUAGAGAAGGGACAAAAGGAGCAAAACCGAGUCUUCUACAUGGCACUUCCCCCCAGUGUCUUCACUACCGUGUCGGAUCAACUGAAGAGAAACUGCUACCCUAAGAACGGCAUCGCUCGAAUCAUUGUCGAGAAGCCAUUCGGCAAGGACCUUCAGAGCUCUCGUGAUCUCCAGAAAGCCCUCGACCCCAACUGGAAGGAAGAGGAGAUCUUCCGUAUUGACCAUUACCUGGGUAAGGAAAUGGUCAAGAACAUACUCAUCAUGCGCUUUGGCAAUGAAUUUUUCAACGCCACGUGGAACCGUCAUCACAUCGAUAACGUGCAGAUAACAUUCAAGGAGCCCUUCGGCACUGAGGGCCGUGGAGGCUACUUCGACGAGUUCGGUAUCAUUCGCGACGUCAUGCAGAACCAUCUGUUGCAGGUGUUGACUUUGCUCGCUAUGGAGCGCCCGAUCUCAUUUUCUGCCGAAGACAUCCGUGACGAGAAGGUGCGUGUUCUGCGCGCAAUGGACGCCAUCGAACCCAAGAAUGUCAUCAUCGGUCAGUACGGAAAGUCCUUGGAUGGAAGCAAGCCCGCAUACAAGGAGGACGACACCGUCCCUCAAGAUUCCCGCUGCCCUACCUUCUGCGCAUUGGUUGCAUACAUCAAGAAUGAGCGGUGGGAUGGUGUUCCUUUCAUCAUGAAGGCCGGCAAAGCCUUGAACGAGCAAAAGACCGAGAUCCGUAUCCAGUUCCGCGAUGUGACUUCGGGCAUCUUCAAGGACAUUCCUCGCAACGAGCUUGUCAUCCGUGUCCAGCCCAACGAGUCGGUGUACAUUAAGAUGAACUCGAAGCUCCCUGGUCUGUCUAUGCAGACUGUUGUGACUGAGCUCGACCUCACCUACCGCCGUCGCUUCUCCGACCUUAAGAUCCCCGAGGCUUACGAGUCUCUGAUCCUGGACGCCCUGAAGGGCGAUCACUCGAACUUCGUUCGUGAUGACGAGCUUGAUGCCAGCUGGAGGAUCUUCACCCCUCUCCUACACUACCUCGACGAUAACAAGGAGAUCAUCCCUAUGGAGUAUCCCUACGGUUCUCGUGGACCUGCUGUCCUCGACGACUUUACUGCUUCGUUCGGUUAUAAGUUCAGCGAUGCUGCUGGUUACCAGUGGCCUUUGACUUCCACGCCUAACAGGUUGUAGGUGGGGAAGGUUUAUGAGGCUAAUGAACGAGUGAAAAGAGGAACAAAAAGGGGAAAGAUACUAAUGCAGCAUGAUUUUCUGUUCAUCUUUAUUUUUUUAUUUUUAUUUUUUUUUUGGUGUGUUUGGGAAAUUUGUGUUGAUAUGAGUAGGCGGCUUUUUCAACAAUCGGUGGGCCAGCAAAUGACGGAGUAACUCAUUUUUACCACCCAACUCUAGAGACGAAUGGAGUGAAUAUUACGAAUAUCACGAAAGAUGACGUUUCCGCUGUCGUUCUUCCUGAAGAUAGGCCAGGGUGGUUUUUUUUACAGCUGUAAUGGUACAGUAGGAAGGGGGAAAGAAGAAGUACCCCUAAGUUUUUGAUCCUGUGGUCUAGGUAGAUAUAGA